AUGACUGUGUUAAGCGCGGCCAUAAGCACGAAGAGCAAAAUCUUGGUUUCGCGGCAGUUCCAGAAUAUCAGCAAAUGUGACUUAGACUCGCUGACUAUCCCAUUUCACAACCUAAUCGAACGGGAGAGAAGCGACCACACGUACAUCGAAACGGACAAAGUAAGAUAUGUGUACCAGCCAUUGGAUAGUAUUUACAUCUUCCUAAUAACGAACAUAAAUUCGAACAUAAUAGAAGACUUGGAAAUAAUUAAAGUACUUAGUCAGAUUAUUCAGGAUCUAUGUCAGGGCAAUAUCAACGAAAGUACCAUUUUGAAGAAGUGUUUUACAAUAAUAUUCUACAUCGAUGAGUUGAUAAAAAAUGGAGUACGAGAAAUAGUGAACAGUAAUCAAAUAAAAACCUACAUUGAAAUGGAAUCACAUGAGGAGAAAUUACAGACCAUAAUUAGGGAGAAUAAGGAAAAGGAGGAAAAAGAGAGAAGGAAAUUUAUUGCUUCCAAGUUGGAAAAAAAUAGGCAAAAACAGGGGAAAGCUGGUAGUAAUAGUUUUCUCUCCAGUGAUGGAAUCACAAACCUGGAUUAUGGCAACAACAUGGGAUAUAACACCAGCAUGGGUUACAACACCAGCAUGGGCUUCAACAACAACAUGGGCUUCAACACCAACAUGGGAUACAACACCAACAUGAUUGACCAAUUUCUGUACAAAACGGAGGAACCCAGUGAUGUGAUCCUUGAUGAGAGCUUCAAUGCAUAUAGAGGAAUGCAAAUCUCAAGCAAAAAAGAGCAAGUCAAAAUUCUAAACGUAGUUGACAGUAACAAAAUAGGUAACAAGCCAAACAUCAAUGUAAAUGCCCUCUUUGAUAAGCCCAUCAAUAUAGUUAUAAGUGAGCAUAUUAUAUGUACCUUAAGCUCGGAAGGAACUCUGUGCGAUUUGGACAUUCAAGGAACGUUCAACAUGCAAAUAAAUAAUCAAAAGUAUUCAAAAGUGAUCGUAGAAUUGGAUAACGAGUAUGCAGAUAAGGCCAAGAUACACCCCAUAUUAGACAAAAGUAGGUAUAACUCUAAUGUGCUUGAAUUAAAAGAUAAGGGAAAGAAUUUCCGAGUUAAUACAACCUAUCCAUUACUCAAAUGGAAAAUAAAUCACCUCAACGAUUCGUACAUACCGCUUAACAUUAGUUGUUGGCCAUGUGAAGACAAUGAAAGCACUCUCCUAAAUUUAGAAAUUGAAAAUAAAAGAAAGAACGUUGGUGAUGUGAUAUACGAUUUGAACAUUAUGAGCAAAGAUAAAGGCAUUAUCGAACAUGAUGGCAUUCUACUCGCGUGGAAGGUAGAUGCUCUGAAGAGCAACCAGAGUUGCCAAAUUGAAAUUUCCAUUCAGUCCAAGCCUGAGAGCGUUUUCCCCUUCUCUGUUGAGGCCAAGUCCAAUAUGCUGGCGCACAAAUUGAACGUCUUGAAGGUCUUCGACGAGGAUACAAACGAGGACAUCGAGUACGAAAUUAAGAAGAACAUUACUUACCUCUUCACCAUCAAUAAGUAG
This is a messenger RNA of Plasmodium cynomolgi strain B, 1533 nucleotides long. RefSeq names its product coatomer delta subunit. Gene Ontology annotation, cellular component: COPI vesicle coat; cytosol. The record is from RefSeq and is a predicted model, not a curated record. Lineage: Eukaryota; Apicomplexa; Aconoidasida; Haemosporida; Plasmodiidae. The coding region runs from base 1 to 1533 and encodes 510 amino acids. Gene Ontology annotation, biological process: endoplasmic reticulum to Golgi vesicle-mediated transport; Golgi localization; retrograde vesicle-mediated transport, Golgi to endoplasmic reticulum. The transcript has 2 exons.